AUGGGUACUGGUUGGCGACGAGCAUUUUGCACUACCGCCCCUAGAAACAGCGACGCAACGGCACCGGAUCUCGACAAGCAACGCACCAGCUACACGCUCAGCCCCAGUCCUAGCCCAAGAAGCUGCGUCAAGUUAGCUUUUCUCUACGGAGGAGGUAAUCCGUCAACUCCCCGACCAAGUUCUAGUCCUAGUCUGCGUUGUUGGACGACAGAUGCCAAAAUUCCCAUGGCGGAGCAAAUCCCGACACCAAGAUCGACGUCAAAGAGCCCAAGACUCUCUUUUAAGGUCAGCUCGAGUCCUUCCUCUCCUCGGUCUCCGUUAAAGCUUUCUCUGUUCCGAAACAGCUUCAAAUUCCGAAGUACUUGCGGGAUAUGUUUGAACAGCGUAAAAACAGGGCAAGGGACGGCAAAAUAUACGGCGGAGUGUUCACAUGCGUUUCAUUUCCCUUGUAUCGCUGAUUACGUCCAUAAAUACGGCAAGCUCGUUUGCCCUGUUUGUAAUUCCCUCUGGAAAGACGCUUCUCUCCUUGCUCCUCAUCGUAAUGCAAUUGAAUUUCCCAUGGAAGACGCCGUUUCCGUCGAGGAGAAACGCGUCGUCGUCAUCCAAUCUCCUCCUAGAGAGAAACCGAGGCCAAAGCAGCCACACUAUUCAAGAUUCUACGACGACGACGAACCUUUGCUUUCGCCUCGAUUUGUCACCAUACCUGAGGCCGGUGAGAAUUGCGGAGGGGAAGAUGACAAUGACGUGGCUCAGUUCAAGGGAUUCGUGGUUGAUCCAAACCCGUCUUUUGCCGUCAAAUCUCACGAGAUUCCAGCCAAAGGUCAAGAUUUUGGAAACGUACAGGUGAACUUGUUACAUGAAUCUGCUGUUGUCUCCGUUGGGUGUGGUUACGAGACACGUGCAGUGGCUCUGCGGGUGAAAGCGCCACAGCCUCUAGCUUCGAGAGGCGGAGUAGGGGGUAAAAUUUUAGAUCUGUCUCAACGUGCGCCAGUGGAUCUGGUGGUUGUAGUUGACGUUGGUGGAAUCAUGAACGGUGGAAAACUCGAGAUGGUCAGACGAGCCAUGAGGCUUGUGAUUUCCUCGCUUAGCUCGGCUGAUCGACUCUCAAUCGUCAUUGCUGCGGCGCCUACUCCGAAGAGACUCCUACCGCUAAAGAGAAUGACGGAGCAUGGCAAACGCUCUGCUGGAGUCGUGGUCGAUGGGCUUCUUUGUGGUCAAGGCUCUAACACAAGCGACGGUUUGAAAAAAGGAGCAAAAGUGCUUGAGGAUCGCAGGGAGAAAAACCCAAUCGCUGGUAUCAUACUCCUAUCGGACGGUCAGAGACAAUUGACUGGAGUCCACACAAAUCAACGGUCCACAAUAACGCAGCUGGGGUCAACACGCUUUGCUCACAUUGAGAUUCCUGUUACUGAAUAUGGCUUUGGAGAGCGCGGUGGGUGCAGCCAUGCCCCUGCCGAAGAGUCUUUCGCGAAAUGCAUAGGAGGAUUGCUUAGUGUGGUGGUUCAAGAUCUUAGAAUCCAAAUUCGAGUUGGAUCCGGAUCUGGUCCUUGUGCAAUCUCAGCCGUUUAUUUAUGAAAUGGACGACCCACGUUGGUGAGCUCUGGUUCCGGAUCAGUCCGGCUCGGGGACCUUUACGCCAGUGAGGAGAGAGAGCUAUUAGUGGAACUUAGGAUCCCAUUAAUGGCCACAAUCGCCAACCAAGUUCUAUCAGUUAGAGGUCUCUAUAAGGAUCCAUUGACUCAAGAAGUUGUAUACGGACGAGACCAAUCACUCUGUGUUCCUCAAGCCGUAAGAUCAUCUUCUCCUAGCAUCGAACGGUUGAGGAGUCUCUUCAUAACGACACGGGCUGUUGCGGAGUCUCGGAGGCUGAUUGACUACGGAGAAUAUACAAACGCACACCACUUGUUGACUUCAACGCGUACCUUGCUAGAGAAAUCGAGAACGGACGAGGCGGCGGAGUACACCAAGGCCGUGGAGGCGGAGCUUGUUGAAGUUCAGUGGAGGAGGCAUCAGUUGAUGGAGUAUCAGAGUCAGCACCAACAUCAUCAUAUUCAACCGCGAAGCGGGAGCGAGAGAGACACAACGACGAUGUUGAUGGACGAAAACGGUGAGCCGUUGACUCCUGCGUCAGCGUGGAGAGCGGCUGAGAAGCUGGCUAAGAUGGCUAUGAUGAAGAAAAGCGACUUGCAUGGUUUCGUAAAUGCUAGAUUUUAAUUUUUUUUUUUCAAAUUUAAAGAAAUAUAUCUAUACGAUUAAAAGAGGAAUCUAUUUUUAAAUUAAUUUUUAGUUACUGUGUUAUUUACAAUAUAUGUCAUUAAAUUUCUAUAGAUUCAUUAAAGAUAAUUUAGUCUUAUCAUUAAAUUGUUAACAAAUAUAUUAAAUUAAAUUAAAUUAUAUUAAUU
This is a messenger RNA of Thlaspi arvense, 2402 nucleotides long. The record is from the annotation of a GenBank genome assembly. Lineage: Eukaryota; Viridiplantae; Streptophyta; Magnoliopsida; Brassicales; Brassicaceae.